AUGCCUCACUAUGGCUGCUGUGCCAGUGAAAGCAAAAACGAUGAUGACGACCUGGAACACAAACCUGGGCGCACUGGGAAGGCCAAAGCAGACGCAGUUGAUGGAUUCAGCGAUUUGGCUUUCCCGUGGGACAGAUCUAACCUGAAGUCAAUGUGCAUUGAUUUAGAUAGCUUCAAACAUAUCGAUGCUUACGCAAGUAAGGUGAGAACCAGGGACAGUGUGGAGGUCUUGGUCCAGGAGCUGUUGAAAGGGACUAAGAGUGAUGUUGAGAAACUGAGGGCGAUCUGGAUUUGGGUCACACACCACAUUGAAUAUGAUGUGGUGGGGUUUAAAAACCCUGGGCUCAGAUCAGGGGACCCCAGUGAUGUCCUAAAAACGGGCAAAGGAGUGUGUGCAGGCUACGCUGGCCUCUUCCAGUCCAUGUGCAGUGUUGCAGGUAUAGAGUGCCAGGAGGUGUCUGGGUACUCCAAGGGUGGCAUGUAUAAGCUGGGUGCCCGCUUCUCGGGGGAUGCCACCCACGCCUGGAACGCAGUGAGGCUAGACGGAAAGUGGCAUCUGCUGGACAGUACGUGGGGAGCUGGGAACGUCAGUGAUAAUUACUCCACGUUCAAAUUUGAGUACAAUGAGUUCUACUUCCUGACACACCCUGCGCUCUUUGUGGCGGAUCACUUCCCUCUCGAGGGCAAGUGGCAGCUGCUCACUCCUCAGGUGUCCCUGAAGCACUUUGAGAACUCAGUGCGUCUGAGAAGCGCCUUUUACAAUCUGGGCCUCCUCUCCAUACACCCAGAGACAAAUAUCAUCCAAUCAGAUGGAAACACGACGAUCACAGUGAAGAGCUCGUCUCCUGUGCUCUUCAUGCACAACCUGAACGGGGAACAGCGCGACGGACUCAUGACGCUCACACCAGACGGCAUGAAGCUUGACAUCUACCCCCAGCAAACCGGAAAGCAUUCCCUGGUCAUAUACGCCAAGGCCUCCAGUUCUGGAGAUGAGGGCAAGUACAGCCACGUGUGUGAGUACCAGUUCCAGUGCAAGGCGGCCAGCAGGGACAUGAGCAUUCCAGAAGAGCUGAGUAAUCCCGUGGGGCCCAGCUGGCUGACGGAGAGAAAGGGCCUAAGCCAGCCCUCGCAGUGCAGCCCCGUCGUCCACACCUCGGACGGCCGCUGCUCCUUCAGCUUCCAGGUGGCUGGUCACCUGGACGUCAUGGCUACGCUGAGCACCGCCAGCUUCUCCGUGCCGGAAAACGAGCUGAGGAGACACAUCUUCCAGUCCAGGCGAGGGGAACGGGUGGAUUUCAAGGUGCAGCUCCCCAGGGCGGGGCUCUAUGUGUUCGGUGUAUACGGAAAGGACAAAGCAGAGACGGGGAACUACAGUUUCCUAUGUAAUUAUCUGAUCUCCUGCACCAACCCCACAGUGCGGUGGCCAGUCUACCCUCUCGCAUACACCACCUGGAAGAAGGACUAUGAGCUGGUGGAGCCUCUCGCAGGGGUCCUGCCGGCCAAUCGGGAGGUGCAGUUCAAGGUGAGGAUCCCGGACGUGUCGAUGGUCUCCGUGAGAGGCAGAGACAUGCAGGACCUGGUUCUGGAUGCGGACGGGUUCUGGACUGGACACUGCAGCACGGCGGGCUGCACAGAUCUCAAAGUAAUGAUCACAGUGAACCCCGGCGACCAAAUGUAUUCCUCCGUUCUCAACUACCGUGUGGAGAGCCACUGA
This is a messenger RNA of Megalops cyprinoides (Indo-Pacific tarpon), 1713 nucleotides long. Its product is annotated as kyphoscoliosis peptidase-like. The coding region runs from base 1 to 1713 and encodes 570 amino acids. Lineage: Eukaryota; Metazoa; Chordata; Actinopteri; Elopiformes; Megalopidae. The transcript has 9 exons. The record is from RefSeq and is a predicted model, not a curated record.